Molecule: messenger RNA, 833 nt
Organism: Alligator mississippiensis (American alligator)
Lineage: Eukaryota; Metazoa; Chordata; Crocodylia; Alligatoridae
Product: C-type lectin domain family 12 member B-like
Exons: 5
Coding region: 1-555 (184 amino acids)
Source: RefSeq, a predicted model, not a curated record
AUGGACUUUCUUCAGGCUUCCCAUGAAGUGAGAAAUAUUAAUGAAAACCUUACCAAGCAUGAGGAAGUCCCUAAAAGCCUCUCUCAACUGCAGCAAACCCUGGCAAAUUGCAUAAAGCAAAGGGAUGCUUUCCAAUCCCAGGCUCCCAAAAUCUCCAAUGAAGCGGAAAGGGAAGGUGAAAAAUGCAGCCGUUGCUCAAAGAGCUGGCUAUUGCAUGAAGACAAGUGCUACCUUUUUAGUAAUGAAAAGAAGACAUGGAAUGAUAGUAAAAAAUACUGCUUCACUCAGGACUCCACUCUGAUUAGCAUAAACAAUGAGAGAGAGAAGAAGUUCAUAACACCGCUUCUGCGCGACCACUGGAUUGGACUGUCCCGCAGGGAUGCCACUAACCAGCCACACUGGGAGGAUGGCACAUCUAAUGCCUCUGACCCGUUUUCAAAGACGAUGUCUGUGCGUGGAGAAGGGUCCUGUGCAUUUGUCAAUAAUGGAGUCAUCGGCAUAUCUAUAUGCACAAAGUUGGCUCAUUUUAUUUGUGAGAAAAUGGCUAUACAAUGAACCUUUUGCACUGGCAGCAGAAGGAUCAGAACAUCAAGAAGAAAAGCAUUCAACUUUUUCAAAGACAAAGAGACAUUGCUGCCCUAUGUUGUUCUUGUGCUACCCAUGAGACAGAGAAGCUGUAACAUCAAAGGAGAAACCAUGACCUUGGGAAAUGUUUCCAACCAAUCAGAGCCCUCCCACCAACCUGGACAGACUUUCAUUCCCAGUCUAGUUCAACGGAUUUGUUUUCCAUUUUUUUUAAACUAGAAAUUAGGCAAUAAAUACUUUGCAAUUGA